Eubalaena glacialis (North Atlantic right whale) is the source of this 2235-nucleotide messenger RNA. RefSeq names its product TNF receptor superfamily member 11b (gene TNFRSF11B). NCBI's taxonomy places the organism in Eukaryota, Metazoa, Chordata, Mammalia, Artiodactyla, Balaenidae. The coding region runs from base 260 to 1465 and encodes 401 amino acids. The transcript has 5 exons. Gene Ontology annotation, molecular function: protein binding. Gene Ontology annotation, biological process: signal transduction. The record is from RefSeq and is a predicted model, not a curated record.
GCGCCGUUUCUUUCCUUCCUGGCUCUGAAAGCGUUAACCCCGGACCCCAGCCCCACUCCCCCGCUCCCGCCCAAGGUUCCUAAAAAAGAAAGGUGCAAAGUUUGGUCCAGAUAGGGAAUGAAUGAUCAAAGCCAAGCCGAUACUUCCUGUUGCCGGGACACUAUAUAUAACGUGAUGAGUGCACGGGCUGCAGAGACGCACCGGAGCGCUCACCCCGCAGCCGCCGCCUCCGAGCGCCUGAGGUUUCCCGGGGACCACAAUGAACAAGUUGCUGUGCUGCGCGCUCGUGUUCCUGGACAUCUCCAUUAAAUGGACCACCCAGGAAACCUCUCCUCCAAAGUACCUUCAUUAUGACCCCGAAACCUCUCGUCAGCUGAUGUGUGAUAAAUGUCCUCCUGGCACCUCCCUAAAACAGCACUGCACAGCAAGGCAGAAGACCCUGUGUGCCCCUUGUCCUGACCACUACUACACAGACAGCUGGCACACCAGUGACGAGUGUCUGUACUGCAGCCCAGUGUGCAAGGAACUGCAGUAUGUCAAGCAGGAGUGCAAUCGCACCCAUAACCGCGUGUGCGAAUGCGAGGAGGGGCGCUACCUGGAGCUGGAGUUCUGCUUGAAACAUAAGAGCUGUCCCUCCGGAUUUGGAGUGCUACACACUGGAACCCCAGAGCGAAAUACAGUUUGCAAAAGAUGUCCAGAUGGGUUCUUCUCCAAUGAGACGUCAUCUAAAGCACCCUGUAGAAAGCACACAAAUUGCAGUGCAUUUGGGCUCCUUCUAACCCGGAAAGGAAAUGCAACGCAUGACAAUAUAUGUUCUGGAAACAGUGAACCGACUCACAAAUGUGGAAUAGACAUGACCCUGUGUGAGGAGGCAUUCUUUAGGUUUGCUGUUCCCACAAAGCUUACCCCGAACUGGCUCAGUGUCCUGGUAGACAAUUUGCCUGGCACCAAAGUGAACGCAGAGAGCAUAGAGAGGAUAAAACGACGACACAGCUCACGAGAACAGACUUUCCAGCUGCUGAAGUUAUGGAAGCAUCAAAACAAAGACCAAGAUAUGGUCAAGAAGAUCAUCCAAGAUAUCGAACUCUGUGAAAAGAGCGUGCAGAGGCACAUUGGGCACAUGAACCUCACCUUCGAGCAGCUUCGAAGGCUGAUGGAAAGCUUGCCGGGGAAGAAAGUGACGACAGAAGACAUUGAGAAAACAAUGAAGACGUGCAAAUCAAGUGAUCAAAUCCUGAAGCUUCUCAGCCUCUGGAGAAUAAAAAAUGAUGACCAAGACACCCGCAAGGGCCUGAUGCAUGCCCUAAAGCACUUGAAGACAUACCACUUCCCCAAAACUGUCACUCAGAGUCUGAAGAAGACCAUCAGGUUCCUUCACAGCUUCACCAUGUACAGAUUAUAUCAGAAGCUAUUUUUAGAAAUGAUAGGGAACCAGGUCCAAUCAUUAAAGAUAAGCUGCUUAUAACCGGAAAUGGUCACUGAGCUGUUUCCUCACUAUGGACCAGAUCCAAUAAAUGAGUAAACUGUUUCUCAGGCGCUUGAGGAGGGUACAAUGAUUUCUUUCUCAUCACCAAGGACUAGAUUUGGCCACAGGGCCUGAAAAGAAACUAUGGUGUGGAGAAAGAACUCACAUCUCUCCCCAAAGUUUAAUAAACCCCAAAUAAUUUAUCCAACUAACAGCUUUGGUCCAAUAUCUACUGACUAUAUUUUUCCUUGUUACUGCUUGCAGUAAUUCAACUGGAAAUAAACUAGACUCCAUUGUGCCUUACUAAACAGGGGAAUGUCUAACUUAAAUAGCUUUGAGAAUUCAGCUGUACUAGAGGCUUUUAUUAGAAAGCCAUUUUUUUCUGUAAAAGUUACUAAUAUAUCUGUAACACUAUUAUAGUAUUUGCUAUUUAUAUUCAUUCAGAUAUAAGGUCUGUACAUAUUACCAUCCUGAAGGGAAACUGUGUAAGACUUAAUUUUAGAAAGAAAAAAAUAUAUAUUCUGUUUAUUAUUAUGACAAAUGAAAGAGAUAAAAUAUAUUUUUUAACAGAACAUUUGUAACAUUUCCUAAUAGGUACUGCCAUUCUUCCUGUGUAGAGUAUUUUUGUAAUAUACUUUUACCUGUGUAAACUGAAUUAUCAUUUUAUAGAAAAUGCAUUAUUUAGUCAAUUGUUUAAUGUUGGAAAGUGUAUGAAAUAUAAAUUAUCUGAAUAUUAGAUGCUCUGAGAAACUGAAUGUACCUUAUUUAAA